CUCUUUCGACGAGAGGGGCGAGACCGAAGCACCACUGCUCUCUUUCAUCCGCAAAGCCAUCCGUUCCUGCCGGGGGGGUGGGGGUUGUGUCUUGCUUUGAUUUCUUUCUCUUGCCCUCUCGUAUUUUAAAGAAGAAUCGGAGGAAAGACAUGGAAAGACCGUGACCAGAGUUUGGCCUCGGUUUACAUGGUUUUGGACGGUGGAGGACUCAGGAAGGCCACCGCCAGAGAGAUGGAGAGGCAGAAGGUUGUUGUGGUGGUGGAGGAGGCCGACGCCGCCCGGACCGCCCUCCUGUGGGCCGUGCGCAACUUCAUUCGCGGCGGCGACUCCAUCACCCUUCUCUACGUCUGCCCCUCCACGCGAUCCAAGCGGAAGCAGAGGAACUAUAGGCUCAAAGGAUUCCAGUUGGCUCUCUCUUUCAAGGACCUCUGCAAUGGUAUCGCCGAGGCUAAGGUGGAGAUCAUAGUGACAGAGGGUGACCAAGGGGCGCUGGUCGUGUCGACUGUGACCAACGUUGGGGCUUCAACUCUUGUGGUAGGACUCCAUGACAAGAGCUUUCUCUACAAGGCUCCCAUUACAAAUAUUGGCACAAGAAGCCUAAAUUGUCGGAUUCUUGCUAUUAAGCAGCACUCAACCACACAGUAUGGCCUUCUCAACACAGACUUCUCUCAAGUUGAAACUACAAGGUUAUGCAUAUCAGAAUCCAGAAACCUAUUUCCUAUCUUCCCUCUGUCUUUAAGAAUGUUCUUUGGAAAGUCUAAGAGGAGAAAGUGCUAAGGUUAUAAUUUAGAGUGCAGGACUAUGGGCAUUCCCCAUGUGACCACAAGCAAACCGUUGAUAUAUAUUUUUUUCUUUUCUUUGACUUGCAACGAAAUACACACACAAAUAGAAAAAACAGUAAAAAA
Musa acuminata subsp. malaccensis (wild Malaysian banana) is the source of this 905-nucleotide messenger RNA. RefSeq lists its product as uncharacterized. Lineage: Eukaryota; Viridiplantae; Streptophyta; Magnoliopsida; Zingiberales; Musaceae. The record is from RefSeq and is a predicted model, not a curated record.